GUCAGUCACACUUUGAACGGCUCUGUGGCGCUCAUCGUCAUCAUCGACCAACCAGCGAGUCUCCCUCCUCCCGUUGACCGCCGAAUGAGCCACACGGACAGCUAAGGAGCUCAGGAUGAACGCUUGCCGAGGAGGACGCUAACACAGCCGAGGGCGACGUUGUGGGAGGGGGGGAGAGCAGACCGUUUUGCUUCGCUUUUCGAGGUGGGGGGACUUUGCCAUGGUCCGGUCCGGGGACAUCUUUAUAACCUUGCUCCUUGUGGGCUGUGCGGUUUCGUUGGAUGUGCAGAUCACACCCAGCCAUGGUGAGAUUAGCCUCGGGGAGUCCAAAUUCUUCAUGUGUGAAGUUACCGGUGUGGCGAAGCACAUAGACUGGUUCGGACCGAGUGGGGACCGGAUAGAAGCCAACAGACCCGACAUCACAGUGACCCGAAACGAUGAGUCGUCUUCCACGCUCACACUAUACAGAGCCGGCACGGAGAACGCGGGGACGUACAAGUGCGUUGCCACCAACGGCGAUCAGCAAGGGGAGUCAACAGUUAACGUCAAAAUAUUCCAGAGAAUUACCUUCACAAAUGCGCCGUCGCCUCAGGAGUUCACCGAAGGAGACACGGCCAUAAUCGUAUGUGAUGUCAUCAGCUCGCCCCCGCCCACCGUCCUGUGGAAGUACAAGGGGGCCAAAAUACAGUUUGAAAAAGAUGUUCGCUUUAGGGUGCUGAGCAACAACCACCUUCAAAUCCGCGGCAUAAAAAAGACCGAUGAGGGCUCGUACACCUGCGAGGGACGCUUGAUGGCCCGUGGCGAGAUUGAUUUGCGGGUUAUCAAAGUCGUUGUGAAUGUGCUCCCGACCAUCAGAGUGUGGCAGUCAGAGGUGAAUGCAACCGCAGAUGUGAGCCAGUCCGCCAUGUUGACUUGUGCAGUUGAUGGCUACCCUGAACCCAUGGUGACCUGGACAAGGAACCAAAUGAUUCUCGAGGCAGGAGAGAAGUACAGCUUCAACGAGGACGGCUCGGAGAUGUCCAUCAUGGAUGUCACCAAGCUGGAUGAGGGCGAGUACACCUGCAUCGCCAAAAACAAGGCUGGUGAAACUGAACAGGAACUCAGUCUGAGAGUAUUUGCGAAACCUAAGAUCACCUACAUAGUGAACCAAAGCACCUCCGAGAUGGAGGAGCAGGUAACCCUAACUUGCGAGGCUUCAGGGGAUCCGACGCCCACCAUCAGCUGGAGUUACGGUGACCGUGUCUUCACAGAUGGCGAGCAGGCACACCUAAACAGGAUCUAUCAGGCAUCGUGGACUCGUCCCGAGCAACACAAGAGUCAGGAUGGAAGUGUGGUGGUGAGGAGCGAUGCCCGCGUCUCGUCGUUGACGCUAAAGUACGUCAAGUAUACAGACGCCGGCCAGUAUCUCUGCUCAGCACGCAGCGCCAUUGGGGAGGAUGAUCAGAUAGCAUAUCUGGAGGUCCGCUAUACCCCAAAGAUCAGCGGCGAAGUCGCCGUGUACACCUGGGAGGGAAACGCUGUCAACAUCAGCUGCCAAGUGCGGGCUCACCCGGGCGAUGUCACCAUCACCUGGCUGAGAGACGGUCUGACGCUGCCAAACGAAAACACCAGCAAUAUUAAAAUCUUCCGCUCUGCAUCAGCGAGCUACCUUCAGGUCACACCGUUGUCUGAGAAUGACUUUGGGAGCUACAACUGCUCCGCUUCUAAUGAGAUGGGCACAGAGUCCAAAGAGUUCCUCCUCAUUCAGGCUGAGGUGCCAUCAUCUCCUUUCAUCAAUGAGGUGACACCUUUCUCCACCACUGCACUCGUUCAGUUUGAGGGGCCCGAGUCCACUGGAGGCGUGCCCGUGUUAAUGUACAAAGCCGCGUGGAGGACGCAGGGCAGGGGCAGCUGGUCACAGAGGAUCUAUGAGCUUAAAGAAGGCUCCAUCGGUGAGGUGACCGUCACAGACCUGAAGCCGGAGACCAACUACGAAGUGAAGAUGUUUGCCAUCAACGGCAAGGGUGAAGGUGAAAGCUGCCCGGUGGAGUUCUUCCGGACGCAGCCAGUUCGGAAUCCCAAUCCUCCCAAGCUGGAAGGAGUGCUUCAGCCAAUCGGCAACUCCUUGAAAGUUAGCUGGAUCAAGCAGGACGACGGUGGAUCACCCAUCUUCCAUUACCUGGUCCGCUACAAACCUAUUAAAUCGACGCAGUGGAAACCAGAAAUCCGGAUGCCCAGCGACAGCGACUACGUGGUUCUUAGCGGGCUGGAGUGGGACACCGAGUACAACGUCUAUGUGGUGGCAGAGAACCAGAAGGGCAAAUCCCAGCCAGCGACCAUGUCCAUCAAGACGUCCAUGCAGCCAGCCGUCAUCCCAGACCUGGAUGAGGAUGCGGGGUUCCCCGUGGGCAUCAUGCUCUGGGUGGGGAUCCUGGUAGUUGCGUUUGUGCUCCUGCUUCUGGCCGUGGACGUCACCUGCUACUUUGUCAACAAAUGUGGCCUCAUCAUGUGCCUCUGCGGCAAGUCAGGCUCCGGGACCAAAGGCAAAGACUUGGAGGAGGGCAAGGCCGCCUUCAUGAAAGACGAAUCCAAAGAGCCCAUCGUUGAAGUCAGAACGGAGGACGAGUGCACAGCCAAUCACAACGCAGCAGGACCAACAGAGCCAAACGAAACCACGCCCCUCACAGAGCCAGAGCUGGCGGCUUUCACUGCUGCUCUGGCUCUGGACACGCUCUCCUCCAUAGCCACCAACUCCGACACGGCCACGGCCACCCUUGACCCCGCCCAGGACAGCCCCUCUAGCGAGACCACUACCCUCACGUGUAGCCUGUCCACCCCGGCCAACGACCCCUCGCCCACGCCCAUCUCGGCACCGGCGCCGAGCCCGGAGAUGAGCGUGGCCCCGCCCACACCCCCCAUCUCCAGGUCUGCCGUCGAGGCUAAGAUCGCACCUUUAGUCGAGCAAAGAAGAAGCGAGUGGUCAGGGGAGGAGGCGAAGCCCGAGUCGCCGCCGAGCACCCCAGAUUGGAAUAAAGCUCCAAAAUCCGGCACGCCCAUUCCACCGAAGCGAAGACACUCUCCUAAACUUAACGCCCUGAAGGCUAAAGGUAGUCCUCCCGUGUCCCCGCUCGCUUUUACUCCAGACACCAAGAAGCCUGCUCCCAGCCCACCGGUCUCAGCAGUUCAAAGUGCCCCCCCGCCUCCAAAAGCAGACCCUGAUUCAAACAGCAGCGGGUUUGACAAGCCGACCGCCGUUCCUAAUGCUCCCCCAGCCCCACCUUCAGCCAUCCAUAGUGUUCCUCAAGCACUAGAUGCUGAAAAACCCUCUCCUAUAGUUGAAGACGUCCCUUCUCCCCUGCCUGCCACCCCUGUUUCCCCCCCGCCUGCUAGUGACCUCCUCGCAUCACCACCAGACAUGUACGACUUACUGGCCCACGACAUGGGCCUCAAAAACGCAGGUUUCGACUUGGAGCUCAGUAACGGCACAGAAAGACCCUCGGAGAUCCCCGCCGACCUUAUUAGCUUAGAGAGCCCGCCCUCUGCCCCCUCUUUGCCCAAUGGCGACGGAGCAGACCUCCCCCCCCCAGGCCCAGUUCAGGACGCAUCAGAGACUCUGGCCAAGACCGGUCCUCCUGUCAACGAUGAGUACGGCUCCCUCUAGAGGAAGAUUUUUCCAGACGGGAAAGGCAAGCUGGAGGAAGAAUUAUCAAACGCCCUGACGGAGAUGGCAGCAGAGCAACACAACAGCGUCAUACAGACGAAAGGCACGCAGAGCAAAGCAUGAUGACCUCGGCCAAAACCUUUUGCAACGACGGGAGUUUUCAUUUCCAGUGCCCUUAAGUACACACAUUCACCAACACACAUUUGUCUAGCAUGCACUUUGACUUUGCACCCGAGGACUCAGAUUUAGUUUAUUUUUUUAAUUAUUUGAUUCAAGCAGUCAAGAUGUGUGUAAAAUAUAUCGUGUAAGUACGUCACCUUUACCGUACUGGCAGUCUCACACAAGCAUUAGAUUAUCAUGAGAAAUGGGAACAGUUCGAUACCGUAAAUGAUCCCGUUAUUUACCGACACCGCACUGGGGGACAGGAUCUUAUUCCCGACAUAGCAAAUGUCAUAGCAACAGGAAUAAUAAUAAUAAUUUGGAGUGCAUGAGAAAGUAGAAUGGGAAAGAUGGCCAUCAAGUAACCUGUCAGGGUGAACACGGUUCGAUGUCAGACUUUUACAUCCAUCCCACACGAUGAGUUUAUUUUCACUGGGAAAAAUAGAUGAUUUCAUGCAAGGGUGUCCAAACUUUUUCACAACUAAUAAGUUCAUUAUUAGUAUCAACUAUGAAGUUAUUAUUGGAAAUGAUGAGUUAUUUGUUUUUUUGCUCGUAUUUCCACUUUUAUUGGUCUUUUUCAAAUACUUCAACAUUUACAUUUUUUUGUAGUAUUUAUUCCAGUAAUAUUUUGACUUUAUUCAUAGUAUUAUCACUUUUUUCAAACCUCAUUUUCCCAAAUUUCUUCAUUCAUUGACUUUGUUUUCCUUAUCUUAUGACUGACUGGUGAAAUUCUGACUUAUAUUUCUAAUUUAUUCUUGUUAAAUGACUGUUUUUUUGCUGUCGUUUUCUAGUUGAAGGAAUCUAACAAUGGACCAAUAAAAACAAAAUAGGCGGGGGCCACACUUUGGACACGCCUGAUGCCUAAUGCAUUGUAACGCAAUCUGAGCUCGAACACAUCCAGGCCUGUCACGACAACCAAUUUUGCUGCAUGAAACUGUCCCACAAAUGAUUGUCCAUGAUCCAUAAAAUUGCCGACAUUUUUGGGGACAAUUUCUUCAUAAAUUUUAUGGCAUAAUAAGACUACAUCAUAUCAAAAGCAAUCAAAUUUCCUUUCUUGUCACUGGAAUGUCAAGGGCUUUGGAAUCAAGGAAACAACAUCAUAAAUUAAACAGGAAAAUAAAUUCCGUUCAGUAAAAAUCAUACUUCAAUAAAAGUCACAAUCAUGGCCAAAAUAUCCCGUCUCUGUUAAGAAAACAGUGGAGUGUAUUGUUACUGUAUUAUGUGGUGUAUUCGUGUAUUGUUGGAGUAGCGGAAUAAAUGUUUCUGAUGUCUUCCUUCA
Molecule: messenger RNA, 5078 nt
Organism: Doryrhamphus excisus (bluestripe pipefish)
Lineage: Eukaryota; Metazoa; Chordata; Actinopteri; Syngnathiformes; Syngnathidae
Gene: ncam1b
Product: neural cell adhesion molecule 1b
Biological process (GO): homophilic cell-cell adhesion; dendrite self-avoidance; axon guidance
Cellular component (GO): axon; plasma membrane
Molecular function (GO): cell-cell adhesion mediator activity
Source: RefSeq, a predicted model, not a curated record